Messenger RNA from Perognathus longimembris pacificus (Pacific pocket mouse), 1155 nucleotides. RefSeq names its product signal transducing adaptor family member 1 (gene Stap1). Gene Ontology annotation, molecular function: protein kinase binding; signaling adaptor activity. The record is from RefSeq and is a predicted model, not a curated record. Bases 96 to 989 code for a protein of 297 amino acids. NCBI's taxonomy places the organism in Eukaryota, Metazoa, Chordata, Mammalia, Rodentia, Heteromyidae. The transcript is spliced from 9 exons. Gene Ontology annotation, biological process: cell surface receptor protein tyrosine kinase signaling pathway; positive regulation of B cell receptor signaling pathway.
UCCUCUUUGAACCGUUGCCUUUUCCUCGCCCAGCAGGGCAAUUUCAGUUUGUUGAGACUGAAUACAAUUGAAAGCAACGCACACCCCAGAGAGAAAUGAUGGCUAAGAAGCCCCCCAAACCAGCACCUCGAAGAAUCUUCCAGGAAAGGCUGAAGAUUACUGCUCUGCCCUUGUAUUUUGAAGGAUUUUUAUUAGUCAAACGGUCAGAAUACCAGGAGUAUAAACAUUAUUGGACAGAAUUGAGAGGAAGUACACUUUUCUUUUACACCGACAAAAAAAGUACAAUAUAUGUUGACAAAUUAGACAUAAUAGACCUCGUAUGCCUUACUGAUAAAACUUCAACUGAAAAGAAUUGUGCAAAAUUCACCCUUGUUUUGCCAGAAGAGGAAGUUCAAUUGAAGACAGAGAACACAGAAAGCGGGGAAGAGUGGAGAGGCUUUAUUCUUACAGUAACAGAGCUAUCCGUUCCCCAACAUGUGUCGCUUCUACCUGGGCAAGUAAUUAGACUGCACGAAGUCCUAGAGAGAGAAAAGAAAAGGAGGAUUGGGACCGAGCAACCGCCCUUCGCAUCUGUGGAGAAAGAGAAGGAACCCGUUCCAGAUUAUGGGGCUGUCCGGAAUCCUAUGCCAGCAUGUUUUUAUGAAGUUUCCCGGAAAGAAGCAACCGAGAUGCUGGAGCAGAAUCCGUCGUUGGGAAAUAUGAUUCUGAGGCCUGGUAGUGACAGUAGGAACUACUCCGUCACGGUCCGGCAGGAGACAGAUAUGCCAAGAAUCAAGAACUACAAAGUGAUGAGCAUAGGAAAAAACUACACCAUUGAACUGGAAAAGCCUGUGACACUCCCAAACCUGUUCAGUGUUGUUGAGUAUUUUGUGAAAGAGACUGGAGGAAAUUUAAGACCAUUUAUAUAUGCAACUGAUGAAAACUUUGGUCAAGAACCCAACACAAAAGUGAAAAGUGGGAAGAUGAAGAAAAAUCCAUACAUCGUGUGAAAUAAAAUGUGAAAAUUUACUCAUGUAUCUUGGUAAUUUGUUUUUCAAAAGGAAGAGUUUUGGUUUUAAACAGUUACCUCUAUUCUCCUAAUCUUAAUUUCUGAGUAGUUUGCUUGGGCACCAGAAAUAAUGUAGAAUACAAAUUUAUCAGAAUGAAAGAGAUUCA